UUAGCGCGAGGAGGCGUGGUCACACGGAGGCUGUUGAGGACUAACUAGAGCUAUCAUUGGACUUGAGGCGGGAUCAGCGGGGAAUAGAAACCCUCGGAAGGUUCUGGAGCACCAGAAGCGAUCCAGGUGCAGAAACCAGCGAGUCCUCCCGUAAGGAGGAAGCUUCCGGACGCUUCGGGACCUUGAGAAUCUGACGCGGCCCGGGCUUCGUGACGCACUCGGCGUCAGGGCGGGGCCGGCGCUAGCCAAGAUGGAGGCCAACGUGUUCCGGUUCCGAGAUGCCCGCUCUGCUCCGGAUCCGGUGCUGGAAGCCGGGCCGGUGUCCUUCGGUUCGCAGCCGGUACCUCUGGUGCUGGACAACGGGUCGUUCCAGGCUCGGGCCGGGUGGGCGUGCCCCGGGCCGGACCCCGGGCCAGAGCCGCGCCUGCAGUUCCGCGCCGUGUGCGCGCGCGGCCGUGGCGGGGCGCGCGGCGGGCCGGGGCCGCAGGUGGGCAACGCGCUGGGAAGCCUGGAGCCGCUGCGCUGGAUGCUGCGCUCGCCCUUCGACCGCAACGUGCCGGUCAACCUGGAACUGCAGGAGCUGCUGCUGGACUACAGCUUCCAGCACCUUGGCGUCUCCUCGCAGGGCUGCGUGGAUCAUCCCAUAGUUCUGACAGAGGCCGUGUGUAACCCGCUCUACUCCCGCCAAAUGAUGUCGGAGCUCCUUUUCGAAUGCUACAGGAUCCCAAAGGUUGCCUAUGGGAUAGACAGCCUCUUCAGUCUCUACCACAACACGCCCAAGCACGCCCUUUCCAGUGGCCUCGUCAUCUCCUCUGGCUACCAGUGCACACACAUCCUACCCGUCUUGGAAGGGAGACUGGACGCCAAAAAUUGCAAACGCAUCAAUCUCGGAGGAAGUCAGGCGGCAGGCUACCUGCAGCGGCUUCUCCAGCUGAAGUAUCCGGGGCACCUAACAGCCAUCACGCUCAGUCGCAUGGAGGAGAUUCUGCAGGAGCAUAGCUACAUUGCUGAGGACUACGGGGCAGAAUUGCAGAAGUGGCAGUGCCCUGAUUACUAUGAGAACAACGUCCACAAGAUGCAACUCCCGUUCUCCAGCAAGCUCCUGGGCAGCACGCUGACGGCUGAGGAGAAGCAGGAGCGGCGGCAGCAGCAGCUGCGCCGGCUGCAAGAGCUCAACGCCCGGCGGCGGGAGGAGAAGCUGCAGCUGGACCAGGAGCGCCUGGAGCGGCUGUUGUAUGUGCAGGAGCUCCUAGAGGAUGGACAGAUGGACCAGUUUCACAAAGCUCUGAUGGAGCUGAACAUGGACUCCCCAGAAGAACUGCAGUCCUACAUACAGAAGCUCACCAUGGCUGUGGAGCAGGCCAAACAGAAAAUCCUGCAGGCCGAAGCCAACCUGGAGGUGGAUGUGGUGGACAGCAAGCCGGAGACCCCUGACCUGGAGCCGCUGGAGCCUACCCUGGAGGACGUGGAGAACAUCAACGAUUUCGAGCCCUUGUUCUCAGAGGAAACGCCCGAAGUGGAGAAGCCGCAGGUCACCACAGUCCAGCCCGCAUUUAACUUGGCAGCGUACCAUCAGCUGUUUGUUGGGACGGAGAGGAUCCGUGCACCAGAGAUUAUUUUCCAGCCAUCUCUCAUAGGAGAAGAGCAGGCGGGCAUCGCCGAGACCAUCCGUUAUGUCCUGGAUAGGUACCCAAAGGCCGUUCAGGAUCUCCUGGUCCAGAACGUCUUCCUCACUGGUGGGAACGUGAUGUACCCCGGCAUGAAGGCCCGGGUGGAGAAGGAGCUGCUGGAGAUGAGGCCCUUCCAGUCUUCCUUCCAGGUCCAGCUUGCCUCGAACCCUGUGCUGGACGCAUGGUACGGAGCCCGUGACUGGGCCCUGGAUCACCUAGAGGACAGUGGAGCCUGGGUCACCAGAAAGGACUAUGAAGAGAAGGGGGGCGAGUACCUCAAGGAGCACUGUGCCUCCAACACGUAUGUCCCCAUCCGGCUGCCUAAGCAGGCCUCGCGCGCCUCAGAGACCCAGACUUCCGGGAGAGGCUCCGGGGCCAGUGGAGCUGGUGAUCAGGCGUAGCAGAGGACUCCAAGAUGUCCUUGUGCCUCACCCUGCCUCACCCAGAGGCAGAAUUUGGGACAAGGACAGUGGGCUGACCAGCCUUGUUUGGCUACUGACUGGAUUUCUCCUGGGAGCCCAGCAGAGGACAGCGGGUGAUCUACCUCAGUGAAGGACACAGUGGCCUCUGGCCCGAGAACUGCGCACAGGCUGGCUCUGCUCUCCUCAGCAGUGAGGGAAACAGGUGGAGGCGGAGUGGGCAGCGCUUCUCUUUGCACCGGAAAGCCUUUGUUCCUGGUUGGUGUUUGGUUUUUGGUUGUUUUGUGGCUUUGUUUUUAAAGCUCUAAAAUUAUC
This is a messenger RNA of Apodemus sylvaticus (European woodmouse), 2404 nucleotides long. RefSeq names its product actin related protein 5 (gene Actr5). NCBI's taxonomy places the organism in Eukaryota, Metazoa, Chordata, Mammalia, Rodentia, Muridae. Gene Ontology annotation, cellular component: Ino80 complex; cytoplasm. The record is from RefSeq and is a predicted model, not a curated record. Gene Ontology annotation, biological process: regulation of DNA-templated transcription. The transcript has 9 exons. The coding region runs from base 251 to 2071 and encodes 606 amino acids.